Messenger RNA from Morus notabilis, 1405 nucleotides. Its product is annotated as transcription factor KUA1. NCBI's taxonomy places the organism in Eukaryota, Viridiplantae, Streptophyta, Magnoliopsida, Rosales, Moraceae. Bases 156 to 1106 code for a protein of 316 amino acids. Gene Ontology annotation, molecular function: DNA binding; zinc ion binding. The transcript has 3 exons. The record is from RefSeq and is a predicted model, not a curated record. Gene Ontology annotation, biological process: response to auxin; response to ethylene; response to gibberellin.
CCUCACCCCCAUCAUCAUAUAUACCACCAAACACAUAACUCAUUUGCUCUCUCUGUCUCUGUCUCUCUCUCUCUCUCUAAGUUUAGAAUUGCGAGUGUGUGUCGGCCGUUAAUUCAGCCUUGUGAGAAGUUGAGCUGAAUUUUGUCUACAAGAAGAUGGGCAGAAAGUGCUCACAUUGUGGAAACAUAGGCCACAAUUCCAGGACUUGCACAAAUUAUUAUAAGGCGUCUGCUACUUUUGUUGGAGGAUCACUUAGGCUCUUUGGUGUCCAACUAGACAUGUAUUCUUCAUCCUCUUCCAUUUCCAUCAAGAAAAGCUUCAGCAUGGACUGCCUCAACUCUUCUUCCUCUCCUUCCUCAUCCCCUUCUUCUUCAAUGUCUUCAAGAAUCGCCCUUGAUGAAGCUUCUCAUCUUGAUAAAGCCUCUAUUGGGUAUCUCUCUGAUGGUCUCAUUUGCCGCGCCCAAGAGAGAAAAAAAGGUGUUCCGUGGACAGAAGAAGAACACAGGAUAUUUCUAAUUGGGCUUGAGAAGCUAGGAAAGGGUGAUUGGAGAGGCAUCUCGAAGAACUAUGUCACAACAAGAACACCAACCCAAGUUGCUAGUCAUGCUCAGAAGUAUUUUCUUAGACAGGCAAGCCUCAACAAGAAGAAGAGACGAUCAAGCCUAUUUGACAUGGUUGGGACCAGCAACAGCAUGGUGGUUGGAAGUAGUCCUCUAAAUAGUUCUAACUUCAAGCCUAGUGAUGAUUAUCCAAUUCCUAAUAAUUUCUCUCAACCAAAAGCUCAAAGUUUAGUUUCAGAUAAUCCAAAACCAGAUGAUUUUUGUCCUCAAAUAGCUUCUUCUUCUUCUUCUUCUUCUUCUUCUUCUUUUUCACAUCAUACUCAUCAUCAUCAUCAUCAUUCUGUGCCUGUUUGGAUACACGGAUUAAUCAAUCCCCAGAUGAAAUCUAAUCCAAAUGCAGCAAAUAAACCAAUUAUGACUUCUUCAAAUGCUGCAUCAGCACCUGAUCUAGAGCUCAAGCUGGCCGGGCCGACAAGGCCGAAUUUGGAACAAAAUAAUAAGUCAUCUUCAGGCCACCUCUUUGUGGGCCCUAUUACUGUUACAUGAAUUUGAUCAUGACUCUCUCAACAGAUACAAAACCAUAGAGAAAUUAUAAUGAUUUGUGCAGUCAUAUUAUUAUUCCUAGGAGGUGGAGCAUGAUCAAGGAAGAUGAUAUCAUGCAAAUUCACCGUGUGUUAUAUACCGGUAUAGAUAGUAUGUGAUCUUAACCAAAUAUAGGAUAGUUAAUCUUUGUUUUUUCUUUUCUUUUCUUUUCUUUUCUUUUUUUCUAGGGAAUAAACAGAUGUAUGAUCAGUGACAAACGUUAUAUGGAAUUACUAGUUAUGACCAACGGAAAUUGUAUUUUC